Blastocystis hominis is the source of this 561-nucleotide messenger RNA. RefSeq lists its product as hypothetical. NCBI's taxonomy places the organism in Eukaryota, Bigyra, Opalinata, Blastocystidae. Gene Ontology annotation, biological process: ribosomal large subunit biogenesis. Gene Ontology annotation, cellular component: preribosome, large subunit precursor. The coding region runs from base 1 to 561 and encodes 186 amino acids. The transcript has 2 exons. The record is from RefSeq and is a predicted model, not a curated record.
AUGGCAGAAGCGCAAGAGAAACAGGAAAAAGCAAAACAAGAGGAACUUGAAAAGGCCAGCCAGCCUGCCGAGCUUAGAGAAGAAGAUGGCAGUGAUAAAGAAGAGAACGCUAUGGGAAGUGGUGAGUUUACUCCAGAAGAGUAUGAGUUCAUUCCUGAAAAGUGUUUGUUUUGCCGUCAGAUCAGCGACACGAUGGAGGAGUACUUGUAUUUUCAUUCCGUGACCCAUAGUAACAUCACCCACAUGUUCCAGAAGCAUGGCAUGAUCAUUCCCGAUCGUCACUGUGUAAUCGACCUGGAAGGUCUCUUAGACUAUUUGGGCCAGAAGAUCUCUGUGGGUUGCAUCUGCCUGACCUGCAACCAUGGCUUCAAAAGCCCCAUCGCGGUUCGGGCACAUAUGUUGGACAAAGGCCACACUUCCAUCGCGUACAACACCGUACGAUCCACGCUCUAUUGGCUUUCUAGACUGAAGAUUACGAAGAGUUUGAAGAGUUCUACGACUAUUCGGAGGAGAACGAAAAGCCCUCAGCAGACAUCACGCUGCUGCACACGGGCGAGUUGA